Molecule: messenger RNA, 2510 nt
Organism: Neopelma chrysocephalum (saffron-crested tyrant-manakin)
Lineage: Eukaryota; Metazoa; Chordata; Aves; Passeriformes; Pipridae
Gene: TBP
Product: TATA-box binding protein
Exons: 8
Coding region: 494-1402 (302 amino acids)
Biological process (GO): DNA-templated transcription initiation
Molecular function (GO): RNA polymerase II general transcription initiation factor activity; DNA binding
Source: RefSeq, a predicted model, not a curated record
GCCUCAGAGGUGGGUCGGGGCCUCCUCCGUGGUGUCUCCUGCUUUUGGACUCUGUUCCCUCGACCAAAACGUUUCCCAGCGUUUGUAGUGGCGAUCCAGGCAAGCCUCGCUGGGUGGUUACAAGAUGGGCCUCUGCGUAGCCGGUGUCCUCGCCGCAGGCUUUGGCAUGCCUGGUAUCCUGGUUUCUUACCAAACAGCUGGGCUGUCGAGGAGUUGGCUUUAUUUCUUCCAGGAUAAUGUCUAGGCUUUUAAUGUACUCCUAUCUCCAGGUCAUAAAACCUGGGUGCUCUGCUUGAUACCUUCAGUUUUUCUUAGUGUUUUAGACUCACAACAUAUUUCUCUGGAGCUGAUGUUUUCCUAGCACCUUUCAGCUUGGCUUUAAAAGCUACUUUGCUGGAAUGUUUUAAAUGGUUAAAAGUCCUCUAGGAUUUGAAGUUUAUUUAAAUUAAUUGAAGGAAAUACUUCUGGCCUCACCAAAGAAAUAACUGGAAUCAUGGAUCAGAACAACAGUUUGCCACCCUACGCUCAAGGCUUAGCCUCCCCUCAGGGUGCAAUGACUCCAGGAAUUCCCAUUUUUAGCCCAAUGAUGCCAUAUGGCACAGGACUGACACCACAGCCUGUCCAGAGCACCAACAGUCUGUCUAUAUUAGAGGAACAGCAGCGGCAGCAGCAGCAGCAACAAGCAGCACAGCAAUCUACGUCACAGCAAGCGACACAGGGAACAUCUGGUCAAACUCCCCAGCUCUUCCAUUCACAGACUCUUACUACAGCCCCUUUACCAGGAACCACACCUCUGUACCCCUCUCCAAUGACUCCGAUGACACCAAUAACUCCUGCAACACCAGCAUCAGAGAGUUCUGGGAUAGUGCCACAACUACAGAAUAUUGUGUCCACAGUGAAUCUUGGUUGCAAACUUGACCUAAAAACUAUUGCGCUUCGUGCCCGAAAUGCUGAAUAUAAUCCCAAGCGUUUUGCUGCUGUUAUUAUGAGAAUAAGAGAACCACGUACUACUGCACUGAUAUUCAGCUCUGGAAAAAUGGUGUGCACAGGAGCAAAAAGUGAGGAGCAAUCCAGACUGGCAGCAAGGAAGUAUGCAAGAGUUGUUCAGAAACUGGGCUUUCCAGCAAAAUUUUUGGAUUUUAAAAUUCAGAACAUGGUGGGCAGCUGCGAUGUGAAAUUUCCCAUCAGACUGGAAGGAUUGGUACUCACACACCAGCAGUUCAGCAGCUACGAGCCGGAAUUGUUUCCUGGAUUAAUCUACAGAAUGAUCAAGCCAAGAAUUGUACUGCUUAUUUUUGUUUCUGGAAAAGUGGUUUUAACUGGUGCUAAAGUACGAGCAGAAAUCUAUGAAGCAUUUGAAAACAUCUAUCCUAUUUUAAAGGGAUUCAGAAAGACAACGUAAUAAUUUCUACAUGUUUCAGAGAAAUCAGGGGUCUAUUUUAAAAGGUAUUGUGUAUGGCACAGCAGUAACAAGAGACGGACUUCCAGUGCAACUGCAACAUCAGGACUUGGACUAUUUCCCAGUUAGUGCCUACUUCCCUGAUGGUCAAGGGGAACUGUAUUCUUGAAUAUGUCUACUGAGUUACUGUGAGUUGCUUUACUGGGCUGUUCCUAGAGCAGUCCCUCCAAUUUUUAUUUAUAUCCUAGCUUUUAAAUAGUUUUAAUGCCAGUUCUAUUAAUAGGAAAUCUGUAAGUUGGUUUAAAGACAAAUGCAACUGUGUCACUCAGUGUAUAAACCACUUAAAUUGCCAUGUAUAUAUGUUUUAAGUUCCUUCCGUAAGACCAUGGUUUUAUAAUUUUCAGAACUUGAGCUUUUAAAUUUUUUCAACUUUAAAUUUCUUUGGUGCCAGUCACAUUCCCUCUUUCCAGUAUUAAGCAAGAUAGGAUAAAUUUAUUAAUGAAAAUGGCUCACUGUACAUAUAUAUAUAAUAUAUACCUUUCUUCUCUUUCCUUCUUCAACUCCACAUGUACAAUAAACCCUGUUUAUACAACUAUGGGAACUGUCUUAAUACAUUUUAAAAUUACCCAGCUGGUAGAGUGAAAUACAUUGAUUUUUUUUUUAAUUUAAUCUAGAUUUUUUAAUAGCACAUGCACUACUGUAAGUGACUUGUCAUUUUGAGAGAAUCUUACCAAUGCUCUGGCUUACUUACCAGCAGUCACAUCCUUGGAAACAUCUACCUUGAAUACUUCCAAUAUGUUAAAAGAGAUGACUGGUUAAAGAAGUUUGUGUUCAAGUAUGUGUUGCCUUAUGUUCAACAGAUGGGAUUUAGGCAAAUCUUAUAUAGCUACACUUGACUGAAUUGGAACAAAAGAUCCCUGCUUAGCUCCUAGAAUUUCUUUAAAUUACUACUUUUGUAUUUUACCAGCUAUGACAGUCUCACUAUAUUAGUGUUCCUGUAAAAUGUCAAAGCCCUUCCGACUAGUCAGUAUGUACAUAAUCUUCCUUCUGAACCAUGCUUGAAGCUUAACGGGCUGAGAACUAAAAAUAAACUUUUUUUUUCUUCAGUAAA